AUGAGCUCGCCAGGCGGCCCUCCUCCUCCCCCGCUGCUUCCCAUCUCGCUGCGACGAUGGCGUGAUGCCGCGGCCGAGCUGGGCAUGGUGCUCCGGAGCGUGUUGGGCCCCGGCGCGGCGCGGCUCCUCUUCUACCCGACGCUGCUGUACACGCUGGCGAGGGAGCGCGUGCCCGGCUCGCGGAGGCCCUGGUUCAGCCGCAUCGACCACGCCGUCCUCCUCGGGGCCCUGCCGCUCAGGGGACGCUGCCGACAGCUGGUAGAUGAAGAGAAUGUUCGUGGAGUGGUCACCAUGAAUGAAGAGUAUGAGACUCGCUUCCUGUGUUGCUCCCCCCAGGAAUGGGAGGCGAUGGGAGUAGAACAGCUGCGCCUUAGUACUGUGGACCUAACUGGAGUCCCCUCAAUGGAAAACCUGCACAAAGGUGUUGAGUUUCUACUGAAGCAUCGUGAACGCGGGAAUAGUGUUUACGUGCACUGCAAAGCUGGCCGCUUUCGCAGUGCCACUAUGGUGGCUGCUUACUUAAUUCAGAUUCACCAGUGGAGCCCUCAAGAAGCAAUAGAAGCCAUUGCUAAGAUCCGUCCUCAUAUCAUUGUCCGCAAUAAACAAGUUCAGUUGCUAGAGGACUUUCAUAAGUGCGUAACAGUUGGAAGUCCAACACAAUCAGAGCAAAAACUACAAGAUGGAGAACACAAAUCACCAGAGCAGAUGGAGAAUAAUCGUCUGAAAACACCUGGUUCCUAAGAUGUUAUUUAGGAAUGGACUACAGUUGUUUCAGAUAAGGAAGGGGAUGAUCAUGACGGCUAAGUCCUGCAUUAUAUUCUCACAGUGGCCAACUUGAUGAUUAUGGGUCAGCUACAAGCAAUGGCACCCUCCUGCUUCUAUUUCUCUGCAACUGGAACUAAGAAUCAUACUGUCUUUGAAAACGGAGUUGUCUUCUUUCAUUAGUUGGUCUAAGGCUCAAAGCUGGUGACCAUCAUAACAUCCUGUAUUGAACUGUAUAAUUUGGUGUAAAGAGUACCUCCUUUUCUCUAA
This is a messenger RNA of Anolis carolinensis (green anole), 1032 nucleotides long. It is a transcript of the gene ptpmt1, whose product is annotated as protein tyrosine phosphatase mitochondrial 1. Gene Ontology annotation, cellular component: mitochondrion. The record is from RefSeq and is a predicted model, not a curated record. NCBI's taxonomy places the organism in Eukaryota, Metazoa, Chordata, Lepidosauria, Squamata, Anolidae. Gene Ontology annotation, molecular function: phosphatidylinositol-4,5-bisphosphate 5-phosphatase activity; phosphatidylglycerophosphatase activity; protein tyrosine/serine/threonine phosphatase activity. Gene Ontology annotation, biological process: protein dephosphorylation. The coding region runs from base 1 to 741 and encodes 246 amino acids. The transcript has 5 exons.